Molecule: messenger RNA, 606 nt
Organism: Grosmannia clavigera kw1407
Lineage: Eukaryota; Fungi; Ascomycota; Sordariomycetes; Ophiostomatales; Ophiostomataceae
Exons: 2
Coding region: 1-606 (201 amino acids)
Source: RefSeq, a predicted model, not a curated record
AUGCCUUCACUCAAGCUCAGCCUCCUGGCCGUUACCGCCACCCUGCUGUCAGCAGUCCGUGCCGAUUACUACGUCGAGCCGAGCUCUGUCCCUCUUGCGACUCGCAAGUCCUGGUGCGCCAGCGAGACUAGCACAUGUCCUCUGAUCUGCGAACAGACAGCACCCUACACCACCAAGGACAACACCUGCGACCCUUCCACACUCACUUACGGCUGCGUUUGCGGUAACGGGCUCCAGCCCAACAUCAGCGAGUACUCCCUCAGUCUUCCGUACUUUGUGUGCUCGGAGUGGGGCAACCAGUGUGUCACGGCCUGUGGCAGUAACAACACUUGCUCCAGUUCCUGUCGUCAGGAUCACCCGUGCGGUGCCCUCAAUCCCAGCCCGGGCAAUGCUUCUCUCACGACCACCAGCGCGGGCGCGACUUCGGCCACCAGCACUGUCAACUCGGCGACGAUCGUGUACGGUGCUUUCGGCACCACGUCAACGGGGAAGUCAUCCAGCUCCAGCAAAGGAAGCUUCGCGGCACCCCUCUUCGACAGCGGCCGGGUGUUGGGCCUGGCUGCGACGCUGGGCGGUCUUACGGCCGGCAUUGCACUGUUUCUGUGA